Ooceraea biroi (clonal raider ant) is the source of this 2738-nucleotide messenger RNA. It is a transcript of the gene Chpf, whose product is annotated as Chondroitin polymerizing factor. NCBI's taxonomy places the organism in Eukaryota, Metazoa, Arthropoda, Insecta, Hymenoptera, Formicidae. Gene Ontology annotation, molecular function: glucuronosyl-N-acetylgalactosaminyl-proteoglycan 4-beta-N-acetylgalactosaminyltransferase activity. The record is from RefSeq and is a predicted model, not a curated record. Gene Ontology annotation, cellular component: Golgi cisterna membrane.
AUGAAAUACAGAUGUAAUGUGUGUGUUUGACAGUGUACAUAUGCAUUUAUGUACAUGCAUAUAAUAUAUUACAUAAAACGAAGUUAAUGAUGAUUGUACACUGAGUAACGUAUCACAAAUGUCUAUUUGUUAUUGUCAAGCACUGCAGGGUGUUACGUUCUCCAGAAUAUUUCAUACAUGUUCUGAAACAUGUCUAAAGAACAUGUCUAGAAAUGGAGCUUCCUCUUGGAGUAAUUGUCAAAAGUAUUAUUAAUCCAAAUGCGGUAAAAACAAUUUGAGAGAGAGAGAGAGAGAGAGAGCAAAGAGUUUUUGAACGCUGAAGAUGAAGUCACUACUCAAAGUAUUAUACUCGCUCUGUUGGAGCAACGCAUACUUGAUAAUGGGUAUUUGCAUGGGCCUAAGUUUCAGUCUGCUCUUAAUACCAAUCGAUGUUGAUAAACAGCACGAAAUAGUGGAGUCUUUUGAUCACUCCUUGAAUACCUUGGAAGAUAUCGAUCCCUACGAGCCAAGGAUAAACACCGACAAUAAACCACAACUGGUACAAAAGGCAAGGAAAGCGUUUGUACGCCCCAGAUACUACUCGACGGAGCUCGGGAUCAGGGAAAAGCUAUUUGUCGGCAUUAUAACGAGCCGGGAGCAUUUACACAGCAGAGACGCAGCACUGAAUAAGACUAUUGCUCACAUAGUGGACAAAAUCCGCUAUUUUAUUUCCAUACCAGAAGGCACCAAACCAAAUGUCUCCUUUCCUGGAAUAGUGGGAUUCACCGACACCAGGAGCAUCUUGAAACCUUUCCACGCCAUGAAAUAUAUCAUCGACAAUUAUUUAGAGAGCUACGAUUAUUAUUUUCUGAUUAAGGAUGUGAGUUACGUGAACGCGAGAGGUCUAGUGGAAUUUGUAAAUAAAAUAAGUGUAAGCCAAAAUGCCCACAUAGGUGUUCAAAGCGAAAUUGAUACUUAUUGUUCUCUAGAAUCCGGUAUUCUGUUGAGCAAUUCUGUCAUGCAAGAGAUGAAGAACAAUCUAGACUGGUGCGUGAGGAAUGCGUAUUCAGAUUCGGACGACGUUAACUUUGGUCGUUGUAUUCUUCAUUCCACUUCUAUGCCAUGCACCAAUCGGAUACAGGGGCAAAACUUCACGUUCACGCAGCUGAAACCCGCGUUUAAUUUCGAGGAAGAUCUCGCCUGGUUGACCGAGCAGAGCGAAUUCCAAAAUUCGCUGUCCAUAUAUCCCAUCUAUGAUCAUAUGCUCAUUUAUAAAUUUAAUAUGUACUUUGCCGCAAUAAAUUCUGUUAAGAUUCAGAAGCGGAUUACCGACAUACGCAAGAUGAUCUCCACGACUGCACACUUGGGACCAACAAAUCAGCGCAAUGUAUCAUGGCCCAUCGGAAACCAACCUGGAAACAGACCUCUGGGACGUUUCGACGUUCUGCGCUGGUCGUACUUCAACGAAUCCCACGUUUUCUUCGAGACUGAUUUUGUGAAUAUUCAAGAAUUAAGGGGCAAUAAGAAAUCCGAUAUAGAUUACGUGGUAAACGUAGCCGCGAGCAGUAUUAUAAAUAAGUACGACGGCAAACUGAGCUUCAACAGGCUGCUGAACGGUUAUCAGAAGUUCGACGCGUCCAGGGGAAUGGAUUACAUUCUCGAUAUGGCGUUUAACGAGGUGACCACGGGCAAGGAAGUGAGGAAACGAAUCGAGAUUUGCAAGCCACUGGGAAAGGUAGAAAUCAUGCCGGUGCCAUACGUCACUGAGAACACGAGAAUCAAUAUAAUUAUGAUCAUCGAUCUGAACAAAAAGCAGGAAGCUUUAAAUUUUAUGGAACACUAUGCGCAAGACUGUAUGGAAAAAAGAUACAAGACCUUUCUCAUGGUGGUUCUCUUGUACAAUGUCGAUUCACCGUCAAAAGGCAAAGACGAUGUGUUUUAUGAAGUAAAACAGUACAUACUAACGUUGAACGACAAGUAUAAAAAGGACCAAUCUAAAAUCACCUGGCUUUCAGUACGACUGCCAACCGACGUAACUUCCACAGAUUUUGAUCCAAUGUUGAAGAUCGCCGUGAUCGAUUUGUGCGCAAAGAAGUUUCCCUUGGAGAGCCUGGUACUUCUCGCGGAAACGGGAACAAAAUUGAAAGUAGAUUACCUUAACAGAGUGCGCAUGAACACUAUCAGCCGUUAUCAAAUAUUUAGCCCGAUCCCGUUCAUCGAGUUCCAUCCUGAUAUAAUUUACGCGAACGAGGUGGCUCACGACGAGGUAGACGUCAACGGCAAUUACGGAAAAUAUGACGAACAAAACUAUAACAACGUCGCGUUUUACGUCAAGGAUUAUAACGCAAUGCGGCAGACAGUCGAGACGAGCAUUCCGUUAGUACGAACCGAUAAGGAUAUCGCUACUCUACUGAAACUUUCCAAGUACAGUCCUGUAAUUUCUUUAUUUGAGAUGUACGUGUCCUUCAGCGAUAUGCACGUGUUUCGUGCAAUAGAACCAACGUUGAGGAUAAAAUAUAAGGACGUUAACUGCGAAGGUGCUACCAAUGGCAGUAUUUAUAACGGUUGCCUUAAACUGAAAAAUAGUCGUUUAGGUAAACGCAGUCAAUUGGCGAGGCUAGUGUUAGAUUAUCAGAGUUAUCAAAAAAGAAUGUAGAUCGCAUAUAUUCUUUGCAAAGAGAGUCGCUAUUUAUUUACGUAUAAUUUAUGUAUUAUUUAGAUCUAAUAUUAUUAGAUAUUAUAUUUUUGUAGAACAAAAA